AAUUUGGUGGCUUAGUUCAAUCAAUAAUCCUUUAUGCCUGUUAAAAAACACACUUUACACGUUUGCUUCAAUCAACAAAAUCCUUGAUAUACUUAUUUUAAAAUAUCAUCCAGUACAAAUUUUACUCAGAUUUCGUUCAAAACCCCAACAGGACGACUACCAGGGCGGGGGAGGGUAGUGAUGGACAGGACACAGGUUUAUCAGUGAUAACAAUGAUAGUGGAGAUAAGCUAGAGGGGAGCGAGCCAGUCGGUGUCGCGUCGUCCGCGCGUGUGCCUCACCAUGUGCGUGCGAAAGUCGGCCAGCUGCUUUGGAUAUAUGGCAAAUAAUGUACGAGUGUUUAGAUGAUAUUGUGACGACAUUGUAUUUAGCAUACUGUACUAAGAAAUAAAACUAGUUUGGUUAACAAUUUUGGUUUUCCUCGAAGUUUUUGAUAUAGCUGGCUCUGUUAGAUGGUACAAUGUGUCUGAGACUUCUCCUCAAGUUGUCUUCCAACUGUGACGUCUUGCGAAGACUUGUGCCUAGCUGAGAAUUGAACGUUGAACAAACAACAUGAGAAAUGUCGUUCAAGCAGUACAUGGUGUUGUUCUUCAUGUUCAUGAUGUAUCUGUUCGUCGGCGCUUUCAUCUUCUACUCGGUCGAAAGACCCGUCGAGGAGGAUCGAAGAGCGCUGGCCAAGGCUGAGGCCCUAGAAAUCAGAGCACUGCUGCGUCGACACUACGCCAAAGGAUUGCCAGAGGCCCACAUGGAGUUGUUGGAGAGGUUGUCAGAGUAUUGUGGCAAGCCUUUCUUCAUCGAUGGUAUCCACAUAGGGGAGGGUAACGACACGGACCCAGCAUCAUCCCCUCCACCUUCAGCUGACGAGCCCUUCGACAACAAACCCUUCCUCUGGACAUUCUACAACUCUUUCCUCUUCGUCCUCUGCACCCUCAGCACGAUAGGCUACGGUAACCUCGCCCCCACCACCAGGCAAGGUCGUAUCCUAGACGUGAUGUAUGGUCUGAUAGGCAUCCCCUUCAAUGGUAUCGUCCUGGCCCAGAUGGCAGAGUACUUUGGAUCUUUGUUUAUGCGCGCUCACCACCGCUACAAGAGCCACGAGUACCAGACAAGACUGAGCUUGUUCGCAGAUAUCCUCACCUACCUCAUCCUCGGUACGAUCGUCUUCAUCUUCUUCCCCGCCGCCAUCUUUGUGUACUUCGAGGACUGGACCUUCGACACGGGAGUCUACUACGCCUUCGUCACCCUGGCGACCAUCGGGUACGGCGAUCUGGUGGCAGGUCAGUCAGACACAGAUACGUGGAUUUACAAUGUUUACAAGGUGAUGGUUCUGGUGUGGAUCAUGUUUGGGCUCGGCUACAUGCUCAUGAUUGUUGGCUUCAUCACUCGAGCUAUGAGGUCUAAGAAGGUUCGUAAGAUAGAGCACAAACUUGCUACAACCAUAAAACAAACUCAGAACAGGAUAUGGAAUGAAUUCUCACAAGAUGUUACAUAUCUACGGAGAAUGCUCAAUGAAAUGUAUUUGCUCAAGAUACAGCCAGUUUAUGUAGAGAAAGAGACUGAGGAAGAUAGAGAAGGUGUGAGGAGGAUUAAGAGUUGUCCCAACCUGAAUGAGUGGCCAAUCCUGGUCAAGAGGGAAGACUUGGAGGAUUCUAGCUCUGAAGAGGAUCUAACAGAAGAAGAGAUGGCUGCUAACUUCAAGAGGAUAGCCAUGAGGAGGAGGAGAGGACAUGCAGAGAACGUGAUGACACCGCAGGUACGCAAACGACGGUGUUCAGACACAGAUCUGUCCAGAAUCGACCGCAAGGCGACGUUUGGAGACGACUCAGGAACUGUGGAGCCUAAACUGCUACUAGCCAAGGUAGUGGACGCCCUCGGUACUUCUGUAGGCUCCAAGUUCUCCCUGGAGUCCCUUCAGCCUCCGUCCAGGAAGAUAUCCCAGAAGCUGAAUGGUAUCCAUGGAUUUAGUGAUGAGGAGAUCCUAGCGAGUGAGAGAGGUCCGAACUAUUGGUCCAUCACUGGACACAAGAUGGCCGCCAGUGAACAGCCAACACCAAUCAAGCGGAACAGUCUACUGGCCGACGAGACCAGGACUUGGACUGGAGUCAACCCAGUGGACAUUCAGAGGUUCAUUAAGAUCAGGACGAAUGAUGAGCUGAGAAGGUCAAAUCAAAAUUUGACCAGAUCAGAUUCCAUUUCCUCAGUAUCCAGUGAGCCGAACACCAAAGUCCCACCAAGCAGAAUGCGGCGAAUGUCGAUGGCUGUGACCAACCUUUUCUCUCAAGCGAUUGGCAAAUCUCAAGAAGCGAAGGAAACAAGAGACGGCAGAAAGAAGCGCAGAACUGGGAACACUCCUGGAAUGUUACCUGUUAUCAACAACAACAAACGUUUGUCACUGCCUCACGAGGACCAAACCAAAUCUAUGCUGCAUCAAGUGAAUUACCUGACACAAGUAAAUGGAAGAAGAGGAAGUGUUUUUGCUGCUUUAGCGAGUGAAAUGACACCAAAAGCCUCUCAAAACCCACUCAUUCCUGUCAGCCCAGUUCUUGAGCAGACGAGUGUAGCAGAUUUUCUAAGAUUGCUUUCCUCCUUGCAGGCAAAACUUGACCCAUCUAUGACACCUGAGGUUUCAGAUGCUUCAAAUUUGCAAUCUUUAAAUAGAAAAUCUAUUAACCCCAAUAAAGAGUUGGUUUUAAAUUCUCUAGCUGCUCUGUUUAACCACAAUACUUCAGCGCAACAAAACCAAACUGUGAGUGGCCCAGUGAAUCUUUCUCAUCCUUCAAAAACAGCUGCUAGAGCUUCAAGCUUUUUGGAGGCGAAAGGAAAACAAGGAAGAAGAUUUUCACUGAUUCCACCAAUGGACGUUGAUCAUCCUUCGGGCCAAAAGAAUCCAAGAGAUAUUUUUAGACUGAAGAAACGGUCGGUAUCUUCACAAAAUAUGUUCCAGAAUAGUGAUGGCUCUACAAUCAACAUUCCAGUUACUGCACCUCAAAGACAGAGGCCUCAGAGGACUUCGCUUUCUGGAACUGCAAAAUAUAUAAAUUCUAAGAUUCAAAGUUCAUCAGAAGGUAUUAAAUCCGCUCUACCAAACAUUGGCUACAGAAAGUUCUCUGUUAGACCAGUUUCAGCCCAAGAUAUGCCUUUGGGGAGUGAUACGAAAACAAAUCCAAAACAAAUGUUACCCACUAUCACUGUAGAAAAUUAUGACAAGGAAUCUUCAAAUGUUGAAGAAGGGGAAGAAGAGCUCAAAGACAUUGUUAUAUCAAAGUUAUGACGAAUCGAUUUUGUUAAUGUCACAAAAGACUGUCAUACAGAAUUAAUUCACCUUAAGCUUUUUACCAUCUGGUCAGUUAGCUUAGAUGCCUUGUCAGCCUGUUGUUAAAUACGGUAGGUAAAAAUGUAUUAACCAUAUAAUAGUUGUAUAAGGUUUUUAGACAGUUAUACAAGUUACCUUUUAGAGUAUAUACUCAGACUGUGAUUACAGUAUUUUUUAUAUUAGUUGUAAGAAAAUUGUUUGGUAAUUGUAAUAUUCAAAAUAUAUUUAUUACCUCUGUAAUCAAGAAAUAUUAUGAGCAAUGUAUAGAAUAUAUUUAUUUUUGUAUGCUAUGUAUAGUUUGAUAAUCAUUUAUCAAAAGGGGUAAAUUUCUAGUAUGUACAUAUUUGUAAUAUAUGUUGUUUCCAAAUAUUUAUUAACAAGACAGUAAAAUAAAUUUAAAAAUUAGUGAAAUUCUUGAUUUCAUUAAUU
Molecule: messenger RNA, 3741 nt
Organism: Macrosteles quadrilineatus (aster leafhopper)
Lineage: Eukaryota; Metazoa; Arthropoda; Insecta; Hemiptera; Cicadellidae
Gene: Ork1
Product: open rectifier potassium channel protein 1
Exons: 12
Coding region: 559-3270 (903 amino acids)
Biological process (GO): potassium ion transmembrane transport; stabilization of membrane potential
Cellular component (GO): membrane
Molecular function (GO): potassium ion leak channel activity
Source: RefSeq, a predicted model, not a curated record